GGAACUCCUGUAACCAAGAACUGCAAAUUCUGUGUGCUGUAAAAGUGUCCUGUAAAAAUAAAGGUGUGAGGUCUUAACCGAGGCGUCCUGUGAGAGUGGACCUUACACCUUUACUGAAAAGGAUCGACAACUCAACUUGAUCAUUUGUGCCACUAUAUCAGUCUGGUGUGGGAUCUUAGCUAUUUUCACUGGUUGAAUUGGUGUGCUGUAUCUGUUGUUGUUGUAAAGUCUUGUACUGGAAAAUAUAAAGUAUAAAUGUGUCAGAUUUUGUCUCCCUCUAAAGUUUAUUUGUAUCUUUUAUGGUUAAAUGUUCUAUGUUAAAUCUGUGGACAUGGACAGUUUAUUAGUUAGCACAUGUUAGUGAAUGUGUUACGGGACUCAAUUUGAAAGGGACUUGGUUUUAACAACAGCAGUGGAGUUCUGCAACAAAUCAUUGAUUUUCCCUGGCAAACAUCUGCUGGAGUGCAGACUUUAAGAAGUGGACAGAAGACACCUCUUAUUUGCCUUCUCUGGGAACUAUGUUCAGAAGAUGUUUUUUCUACCCUGUGGCAAAACUUGAAUGUGAAUAUUUUGAAUUCUUGUUACUAACAACAUGGUGUUCCUUAAUAAUAACUUCAAUAUAGGAGGUCCUUCAACACCUUGUGAGAAAGAGGACUGAUGUAGUUCAAGAUGGGAAGAACACUGUGAGCUGGCAACAGCACCUUUGUUGUCUUACUGACCAUUUUAAGCACUUUGGAGUGAUCUUCAGUUUAGUCAAUAGCAAGAAGUAACUUAGUGUUUUAAUAGUCCCUGAUACUACGUGCUUCCUGAUUCGGGGUAAUUAUACAGCUAGAGGGACAUUUAAAGAGAUACAGAAGGUACAGCGACCUCAGGCUGUAGACUCCAGUCCUGUUGUUGUGUUCUGUUGUUGACAUAUUGUGCCUAUGUCACUUUUUAUCUCAGAAGUCGAAAUGGACUUUGUUGUCCCGCUGAAGGAUGUUUCUGUGCCAGAAAAGAAACAAGCUAAGUUUGAAUGCACCAUCACAAAAGAUGUUUUUAAAGUCAUGUGGUAUAAAGGGGCUGACAUCAUCACCCAAGACCAAAAAUAUGACAUCAUCGACGACGGAAAGAAGCACAUGCUGAUUAUAAACUGCUGUGAGUUUGAUGACGAGGACGAAUACAUGAUUGAAGUUUUAGGCAAAACCUCAAAAGCUAGACUCACAGUGGAGGGUAUCAGGCUGAAAUUUAUCUCACCAAUAAAGGAUCAAACUGUAAAGGAAGGCAAAACAGCUCGCUUUGAGCUGGAGCUUUCUCACGAGAACAUCCCCAUCACCUGGUACAAGAACGACAACAAAAUUCAUCCGAGCAGAACUGUUGUCAUUCACGUGGAUGGAAAGAAGCAUGCACUAGAAAUGAGAGAAGUGACUCUAGAUGAUAUCUGCCAAAUUAAGGCUGAGGCCAAAGGAAUUCUUUCCAUGGCCAACCUGACAGUUAUAGAGGGAGAUCCGUACUUCACAGUUAAGCUGCAGGACUAUACUGCAGUGGAGAAAGAUGAGGUGGUUCUAGAUUGCGAGCUCAGCAAAGAUGUCGAUGUCAUGUGGUACCACAAUGAGGCCGAGAUCAAAGCUUCUAAGACGGUGAACAUUAAAGCUGAAGGCAAACGCAGAGUCCUCAUAAUCAAGAGAGUUGGGGACAAAGACAAAGGACAGUACCUAUGUGACUGUGGAACAGACAAGACGACAGCGACUCUUCACAUUGAAGCUCGUCAUAUAAAGGUGGUUCGGCCGAUGUAUGGCGCUGAGGUGUUUGACGGAGAGACAGCUCGAUUUGAGGUUGAGCUCAGUGAAGACGAUGUCCAUGGCCAGUGGAAACUGAAUGGGGAACUCCUCAGUCCAUCCACUGAUGUUGAAAUCGUGGAGGACGGUGCCAAACAUACUCUGGUCUUGUACAACUGCAGAGUACCUCAGACCGGCGAGGUCAUGUUCACUGCUGCUAAUGCCAAAUGUUCUGCUAACCUGAAAGUGAAGGAGGUCCCAGUGUCAUUCAUUACACCUCUGGCUGAUGUACAUGUGUAUGAAAAGGAUGAAGCGAAAUUUGAACUAGAAAUUUCCCGGGAGCCCAAAAGCUUCCGUUGGCUGAAGGGAUCUCAAGAGUUGUCAACAGAUGACAAGUUUGAACUCCACGUGGAAGGAAAGAGACACAGUCUUUUUGUAAAAUCUGCCAGAUAUGAAGAUGAAGGUAAAUACAUGUUCGAGGCUGAAGAUAAGAGGACAUCCGGAAAGUUGAUUAUCAAAGGUAAACAAAGUUGGAUCUCUUUAGUGUUUUUAGGAGAAGAUUUGUUUGGGUACGUGGCUGAAUUCUUCUUUUGCGUGCUCGCUAAACUUUGUAUGCCAAAAGCUUUUUAACGACAAACGCCACAUUUCUUGUCAGGUAUUCGCCUUGCAUUUAUCAAGCCAAUAAGAGAUGUGACCGUAAAGGAACGUGAAACUGCAGAGU
This is a messenger RNA of Maylandia zebra (zebra mbuna), 2475 nucleotides long. NCBI's taxonomy places the organism in Eukaryota, Metazoa, Chordata, Actinopteri, Cichliformes, Cichlidae. The record is from RefSeq and is a predicted model, not a curated record.